CUGACCCUGUCAUUAGCGAUAAAAAUGAAAUGAUAUAAUGUGUUAUGUUUUGUUUUUAAAUAACAGUUGAUAACCUAUCUGUUCACAUAAAACAUUUUUUUUAUUAUUGUUUACUUACUAUUGAACACUUUGGCUUUGUGAGCUGGCUCGCGAGUACAAAUCCGCCAUUUUGAAAUAUCUGUCUGGAGCAUUGGCGACACUCUUCAUUUCAAUCAUACUCGGCUCCGUUCGGCUGAGCAUUGCUCCGAGCAGUUAUUAGGGUUGGCACAACUUGACAUCCCUAUGCGUGCACAACCAUAGAUAAGACAAUGACUUGAAUCACAACCCUAAAGAGCCUAAAGGGAUAGUGCCUUACAUUAGAAAGGGUCAGCAUGUUUCGUCACUGAAUCGCUGUCAAACUUCGGUUUUGUAGGAAGUGUCAUUUCUGUACGGUAUUCCUAUUAUUUUAUCUGUGCCUGGUGGUGCCUGGAGCCUUUAUAUAUCAAUAUCAGUUUGUUUUUAGCCAUGAUAUGAAAAAGAUAAGACCAGCCGAAAUGUCACACCAUUCUGUGCGUGUCUCCAAGCACGUCGAGACGCAAUAGACGCAUCAUGGCUAUAUCCACGUGAUAAAAAAGUGUCACUAUACUGUCACUUUUUAACACGAUUGAAAUAGACUGACAUUGUCAUUAAUCAUUGUCACUGUCACGUGGACAAGUCCGACCGUCAUAACCAGAACUUAUGAAUAGCUUGUUCAGUACCGCUCGACAAGUUCAACCGAAUAUUUAGUGCAUUUGAUCUUCAUACAUUUCUUGAUUCCACGAUGGCGGCUAUAACUUUUGGGCCCGUGUCAGCGCUGCUGCUGGCGGCGCUGUUCUGCGCGCACGCCGACAAAGUCAUCACGCGCUCGUGCGGCACCCGCGGCCUCGGGUUCCGCGUGCGGCAAUACCCGACCGACACAGAGGCCACUAGUCUCAUCGCCGACAACUGCCAACUAACUGACGUCGGUACUGCCGACUUCAACGGCCUCCCGUACUUAACCGCCAUCGAUUUAGAACAAAACGAUAUUGUACACAUACACCCUGUGGCAUUCCGAUCGGUUCCUAGAUUAAUGAUACUGGAUGUGAACCGAAAUAAACUGCGCGAUCUACCCGUAUUUGAAGAUCAAUCAUGCCCUAACUUGAAAGUUUUAAACUUGAGAGAAAACCAACUUUACAUUUUAAACAAUUCUAAAGCCUUAUCCGCUUGUACAAAACUAGAAAAGAUAUAUUUAUCUAAAAACAACAUCGAAUAUUUACAUCCUGAUUUAUUUAGCGCUUUAACAGAACUUAAAAUGUUGCUAUUAAAUAAUAACAAAAUUAUCUUCAUACAUGAUUCAUUGUUACUAAAUAACGUUAAGUUAGAAUGGUUGGAAGUACAGAAUAACAGGCUGACAUACUUACCUAAUGAAAUUACAGACGGUUUAAAACAGAUUAAUUUCGACGAUAACCCAUGGCGUUGCGAGUGCCUCCUGGAGCUAUUAAAAGACAUUAAGAAGGAAGGCGUUAAAUAUAAUUAUUGGAUGUACAUUGGGUUAAGGCCGAAGUGUGUGUACACUGCCGUGCAUGCGUGCUCCCGUGCGCCGUCUGGACUGCUCCUGCCCGGUGCCUCAGUGGCUGAAACUCGCUAAGUCUUUUAUGCCGGCUGUACACACUUGUCGCAGUGUGUGUGUGGGGGGGGGGGGGACCUGCAGCGUUCGAGCGUUCUCAGCUCCGUUCGGGUCAGAAUUGCUACGAGCAAUUAUUAGGGUUGACGUUCCCUUGCGUGCACAACCACAGAUAAGACAAUCACUUUCAUUUUGACAACCCUGAAUAACCGAAAGGGAUAGUACCAUUAUUUAUUCUGUUUCGAGAGCCACUCGCCGAGUCUUGGCAAAAUGCCAUUUUAUGACGAGACGAGGAGAGAGCAGUAUGUACUACACACAAUUUCUCGGCUUGUCUCGGAGUGUCUCGACGAGUGUGUACAGCCCGCAUUAGAUAUUUGCAGACUAAGUUGCUGGAACGAAUUCAAUCCAUCGAUCAAAUGCUGCAAUGUUGCGCAAAUCGCAGGCAAUUAUCGUUGAGAUGUGUUGAGGCCCUUAUUCAUUGACAUAUGUCUAAGGACGAGCCUUACGGGCACUAAGAAUGCUACUUGAUCAGUAUGUCACUCACGAAAUCGAGCCAAUCGUGGAAUCUAAGGCUACUAGUUGCGACCAAUCGCGCGCGUGAUGCGAACUCAUCAACCAAUCGCGUUGUGGCGUUAGACUGAACGAUUGGCUCGAAUCCGUGUGCGUGACACCACUGUACUGGCCCCAUUCUUAUUGCCCGUAAGACGCGUCCUUGGAUAAAUAUCGAUGCCCUUAUUACAGUUAGCAUCAUAGCGUGACACCCGUAACCCCUCUAGUAUUGCGUGUGUCCAUGGGCAACAGUAAUCGCUUACCAUCAGGCGAUUCGUAUUCUGGUCUCUAUCCUCUAUCAUUAAAAAAAUUGGCAUUAUAUUCUCGAGUUCUAUGCAUUCAAUGAUAUAUCUGCCAUAAAAUACAAAAGCAUUUCGUAAGCGAGUCGUGUAAUGCCCCACAGGUAAUGUCGAAGCAGGUAUUUAUAUUUACAUAUAGUCUUUUAGGUAUUGGGUGACCUUAUGGGGAGAUGAUGUAAACAAAGGUUAACUUUAACACUGAUUUAUUCUGACUCCAUAAACACAAUCUCAGAAGGUUACGUAAUUAUGUAUUUAAAUACAAGGACGGGACCAGGACCAGGCGGCGCCGCGAUAUCGAACUAGUUGAUUAAGUAUGUGGGCACUGUAUGCCUUGCGCUGAGCGACUGACUGGACUAAAUUGCUCCUUCGAACUGUAUACCGAAAAUGCUGACUCUAAAUUGCGUCAUCGCCAUGUCCCUACAGAGUGUUAGGAAAGAGAAGAGUCGUGGAAUGUAUAGGGCUUGGGUACAUUUCACAACUCGUCUCUUUCCGAACAGACAACGAAAAUUACCAUGUGAGCUUGAAAUAGUAUAUUUUUAAUUAAUUGCACUAAACAUAUAUAUCUGGAUAUAUAACAAAUAAAUAAAAUUAACAUGAAA
This is a messenger RNA of Cydia pomonella (codling moth), 3068 nucleotides long. RefSeq names its product phospholipase A2 inhibitor beta-like. The record is from RefSeq and is a predicted model, not a curated record. Gene Ontology annotation, molecular function: protein binding. Bases 800 to 1645 code for a protein of 281 amino acids. The transcript is spliced from 2 exons. Lineage: Eukaryota; Metazoa; Arthropoda; Insecta; Lepidoptera; Tortricidae.